UUUUUUUACCACUAAAGAAACGAGCGGUUCAAUAUAUAUUAAACGAAUAAAUUAAAUUGACUAUUCAAAUCGCCAAGACAGCUCUCACUUGUUUAUAAGCAUGUACAUUAUGGUUUGUCCCACCUUCUAGUCGCUCAUAAUACACAUACUUACUAGUUAAAUAAAAAGUGAUGAGCAAAUCUAAAACAAAUUUAAAGCAUAUAUCUGUGUGAAUAUAUAUUUGUACAUACAAAGGGUUUUCACCAAAGUUACGCUGCUGCUCCUCUCAGCCGUAUAUUCAGUUGUCUUGAGACCAUAUAAAGUCGUCAAUUUUUACCAAAUAUUUGCCAAAAGUAGGCCGCAGUAUUUAUAAUUCGUGAUACGGCGUGCAAACGAUAUACUCAGGCCAUCGCGGGCAACAGGCUGUGUAUGGCUGCAAGAUUCUCUAUCAAUAUUCUGUAAAGAUUAUUCGCUAAGCUUGCCACGACUGAAGGUGAAUGUUUGGUAAAUAAUUUCGAAAAUUUAUGAACGGUGUGUGUGCGUACAUAUGCUAUUCCUUAUUAUACGCUUCUGUUCAAUUUAGUGAUGAGUGCGUGUAGGGAUGCACCGGCCCGGGGGCCAGUGGUUUGAUAGCGUUGAUGUACAUGCAAGCAUUUAGUUUUUAUCUUAUCAUUACAGCAUUUUUUUUUUUUUUAAAUACACAAACACAAAUGCAUUAUAGUUGAAAUGUUCAUAUAUAACCUUCGUAAAAAUAGGGUUGACUUGAGGAAUAUACUAUGUUUAUUUGGGGAAGUGUGCGUGAGCUCGCACUAACUUGACAACUUGAAAACAGCAACAACACGUUCUCUUCAUUCUGCCUUCCUCCAGUAGCCUUUAAUAAAGUUUUUAUUAAAGCAAUUUCGACAUUAUCUCGUAGCUAAAAAAAUUUUAUACAAAAAAUCAAUUUUUUUCUAUAACCGAAUAAUAGUGCGAUGUGCAUUCAAAAAAUAUACCGAAUAAAUUGCGUUGUGCGUCUCUACUUGCUAGUCAAUUUAACCUCUGUGCUUUGGGAAGAUAGAAUGUUUUAAAGGAAAACAAGAACACCUAUUGAGGAAUAACAAGCAGAUUACGUUUUUGCAAAAUUACGUAAAAGAGAGUUUUUUGCAUAAAAAAGUAGAUAAGAAAAAAUAAAAAAAAAAAAAAAAAACAAAGAAAAGACAACAAAGGCGUGAUCAUAACCACCGGCCUGCAAAUCGUCAGUAAAAAAAUUGGCUUUACAUUGCUUUCUUACCUGAACAUAAUAUAUAUAUAUAUAUAUAUAUAUAUUCAUAAACUAACAAAGAGAAAAAAAAAUAAAAAUAAUAAUGAAACUAUGAAACAGUAAACCAAUCGAUGAUAACACGCGCAACUGUGAGAAAAUCGGAGAUUCAUCUGUUUUAAAGCUGUUAUGUCUUCAUUAAAAGAAAAAUUCAAAUUGUGGCGCGGGAAAUCCAGCUUGAACUUGAGAGAGUCGAAAAGUGAAAAUAAAGAACAGAAUAAUCGAUUGUCAUUGAAUGCCGAUAAUAAAUAUACUCCCGAUCAGUAUAACAUUGUAAGUAAUGCUGCGAAGCAUAUAAAAAAUGACAGUCCAACACGCAUUGACGAGGCAAUCAGCGAUAAAGAAAAGCGUGAUGUAGGUAAGGAAAUAAAUAGACUUAAAAAUGAUCAGACCGAGGCAGUGCAUCAAUGUAUCAGCGAAUUAGUAGCAUGCAUUGGAAGUGGCGAUGAGCGUAAAUUGAAUGACACUACCGGUAAUGAUAGUACUAAAUCUCUUAAAUCUUCAACCUCACACUUUGUUACGGUUAUUGAGGUUAAGGAAAGCAAAAUAAAUACCGAUAAGGAUGGCGGGACAAAUGCUUUUGAAUACUCGGAUAUUAGUGGCGGAAACACCGUGGUAGCCUCGUCUUCGUCAACCUUCAGCAGUUUUGAUAAAAAGUCCACAGCAGUUGCACCGCCGCCAUUAUCACCAUCACUAGCAAUGUCAAGUUCUUCUCAUGUAAACUUAAUGGAAACCAAAAAGAAAAUGCCACCUAGACCACCACCGAAGAAUAUACGAAGAGUUGAACCUCCCACCAUUCCCGGUUCUGCGUUGUCAUGUUCCCCAAAAUGUGAUGCACCCAUUACAGCUAGCGCUGAUACCACUUACUCAUCUUCAGAAAGUCCUUCCAAUACAUUAGAUUAUAAUAUAAAACCUUCAGAUAUAUUGCGACAUAAGUCAUCUGAAUCUUUGGAGGGUAAAAGUUUUUCAACUAAUCGUAAAACUACACCAGAGUUAAAUCGUUUCAUCAGCAACACGGAAUUUUUGGAAGAGCUCGGUCAGAAGAUCAGCAAAGCUGAGACGUUAGACAAAUCAAAACGAACUGAAAUGAAUUACACACAGAGCCCAACUGCAAGCCUUAAUCGAACUGCUGCAGUGAUGACGUCUGCCACAACAACCAAUAUUUCAAACCGUUCUAUUACUCACGGCAGAAGUAGUGUAAGCUCAAUGACCGGCGCUUCUCCGACCAGCAGUUUGACUAAGAGUGUCAAGCUAAGUACAAUCGACAGUUCUUCCACGGGUAGUUUGGAUAAGAAAACGCGACAUUCCUUAAGGCCUGUUGAAGCCGAUGUCUUGGGCGAUAGUGGACAGAAUGUUGGUUCUAAGGAAUCUUUAGCUUCGCAGGGUAUUUCCGAAAUUAUAAAAAGUUACGAAUCUGUUUCUUCCCUAAGUUCAGACAGUGUCAGACUGCAACAACAUGCAGAUAGUGAAAAUGAUCACUUAUAUGAUACGGUACCUCUGGACAAUGCGGACGAUGAAUAUGUGUACAUAAAACCGGGUCAUACUGGUUCAUCUUCUAGUCGCGAUGAUCUAUCAACUCCGGGCAAUUUAAGUUCUAAAGCUCAUUUGAAUAGUCAAGCUAGCUUUACAGAUCCAGAAUCGCCCGGCCGUGGUUCGAAUUAUGUAAACAUUGAUUACUUUCUGCAGCAAAGCAAUGAAACACGUUCAAGUUCGGUAGACAGUGAUGGUGAAUAUGAUGUUGGAUUGCCAAUUAUGCGUACCAUAUCACAUGACGAUCAUAGCUCUCAAACUCCAAGCGCAAUAAGAAAGAACUUAGUUUCCGCAAUACUUGUUUCGGGCAGUCAACGAGGGGCUAAAAUACGUUCAAUUUUGAAUACGAUGAUUCAAAGUGAGACAAUUUAUGUAUCCUGUUUAAACACAAUGAUACAAUAUAAAAAAGCGAUUCAUGCUACAUUAGGUACUUCUCAGCCUGUUAUCAAGGAGGAAGAGGAGAACACAAUAUUUUUCAAAAUCGAUGAACUGCACGAGGCUCAUACCGGCUUUCUGAGUAAUCUAAAGUCUUUAGUGGCGCACGAAGGUGGCGAUGUGCUCAUAGGCGAAACAUUUAUGCGUCUGGCCGAAAUGUUUGAUUUGUACAGUGCGUUUCUGCAUAACUACAAUCAAGCUAUCGAAACUGUAAAAAAAUGUAGUGCCAAUAACCCGCAAUUCAAAAAGAUUGUCUCUACAAUCGUUUUGAAUUUGCAGACUGAGCAAUCGCUCACUCUCGAAGAUUUACUGCAUAAGCCGGUCGCUAGAGUGCAAAUAAACGCCUUAGUGUUUAAUGACCUUUUAGGAUGCACGCCAUCCAAUCAUCCUGAUCAUCAUCAUCUGAAACAAGCUCACGAUACUAUACAUAGUUUUUUAAAGCAAUUCAAUGUAGUAAACCAGAGACUGCCAUCCGAUUCUAAUAAAAACUUGCGACGCAUGGUCAAAAACUCAUUCAUAGUUGAACUUGUUGAUGGUCAUCGAAAAUUGCGUCAUCUUUUUUUGUUUAACGAUGUAAUUGCAUGUGCCAAGUAUAAGGCUUCCGGAAGGGAUCGCAUUGAUUACGAUCUCAAAUGGUUUAUACCGGUAAAGGAUAUUGCCGUUUUCGAAGAGUCUGAUUCGGGUGCCGAACAUAAAGAAUCUAGUCCAGCCAAUAUAUUACAUUUAAAGACCCAAGCAUGCACAGUACGCGAUCAAUUGUUAAUGGAGGAGCGGGAUGAGAAGGCCCGUAAAGCCAAUGGAUUGAAAGCCGGCGAUAAGUAUCGUCGCAAAUUGGCGGAUCUGGAAUCGCAAUUAGUGUUGGCGUCGCCAAAUCUUCUUUUCCGUAUAGGCAAUAAAUCUACAAAUAAAACUAUAACAUUCUUUUUAAGUUCCGACUUUGAGCGUUCGCAAUGGAUAGAAUCCAUUCUGAGUUUACAACAAACUUGUAAUAUGCCAAUAUCUAGUGCUAUUAAUGCUUUGGAAAUUCAUGAAUUCAUAGUGGCCAUGCAAAAAAGUAUGAAAACAGAAAUGGGUUCGUAUUUGAUGCGCAACACCAAUGACGAGAGCCUCCUGGUCGGCGAUUUGCACAUGACUGUACAUGGACUGACGGGAUUGGAACAACCCGCUGAUUUGUACAUUUGCUUGGAAGUCGAUUCUUACGGACAUUACUUUCGCAAAGCAACCACCAAAAUGGUGUGCCGCACUACGAAUCCAAUAUGGAAUGAAAGUUUUGUUGUUGAAUUGGAAGGUAGUCAAAAUGUACGCAUACUCCUAUAUGAGCUUCAGGAAAGGACUGUAAUAAAAGCUAAACAUGUUUUAAAAUUAAGUCGGAGUUGGCUACAGGAAACGCCACAAGUGCGUACGCUUAAACUAGGCGACAGUCUGACACUGAAUAUCACGUUGCGUUUUGUACCUGGUGAAGUGACGCUCAGGCGUGUACCAACUUCGAAGCCUGGAGCUUUAUUUGGCGCCAAAAUGCAGCAAGUGUUAAAGCGUGAGAAGCGUGACAUUCCUUUCAUUAUCAGUGCCUGUAUACGAGAAGUAGAACGUCGUGGUAUGUCCGAAGUUGGUAUUUAUCGAGUUAGUGGAUCCGCUUCGGAUUUAGCGAAACUGAAAAAAUCAUUCGAAACAAAUGCCUACGAAGCUGAGCAACUUCUUAAAGAUGUUGAUAUACAUUCUGUAACCGGUAUAUUAAAAUUUUAUUUACGUGAGCUGCCAGAGGCUUUGUUCACCGAUGUAUUAUAUCCAAAGUUUUUUGAAACGUUCAGUCGUUUCAGUAACAACAAUGAAACCGAACGUAUCAAUGAACUGUUAAUAGUGUUUGAAGAUUUACCCACUGCCAAUAAGGCUUCUAUCAAUCACAUUUUAGAUCAUUUAAUUAGAGUGCACCAUCAAGAGGCGGACAAUAAAAUGUCUUUACAUAAUUUAGCCAUGGUUUUCGGUCCGACUUUGCUGCGUCCAGGCGCUUCACAAAUCAAACAAAAAGAUCUGUUGGCAUCCAGCACGGUAGAUGUUAUGGCUCAGGCAGGCAUCCUCUAUUGUUUUCUACAAGCUCGCAUUAAAAAGCCUAAAGAAUAAAUUAAAAAAAAAAAGCACUAACUUGCACGAUUAUUUAGGCAUUUAAUGCCGUAAUUUUAAGCAGAGUUAAAAAAACAAAAAGAAAAACAGAAACGAUAAAUACUAUUUUUGUAUGGUGUGCGUUCAAAAAGAAACGCUUUUUUGUAAAUAAUAGUUCUCUUCCUUUAGCAGGCAUUUAUUUCUUGCACUAAAGCUUUGCUGUUUAUUCAAUCAGUUUUAACUAUAAAAUCAAAAUUACAAAAUUCCUGCUUCUAGCAUUAUAAAUUUGAUUAAUUGAAAAGAAAAAGAAAAGAA
Molecule: messenger RNA, 5653 nt
Organism: Glossina fuscipes
Lineage: Eukaryota; Metazoa; Arthropoda; Insecta; Diptera; Glossinidae
Gene: RhoGAP1A
Product: active breakpoint cluster region-related protein
Exons: 13
Coding region: 1406-5359 (1317 amino acids)
Biological process (GO): positive regulation of GTPase activity; signal transduction
Cellular component (GO): membrane
Molecular function (GO): guanyl-nucleotide exchange factor activity; GTPase activator activity
Source: RefSeq, a predicted model, not a curated record